Molecule: messenger RNA, 984 nt
Organism: Caenorhabditis elegans
Lineage: Eukaryota; Metazoa; Nematoda; Chromadorea; Rhabditida; Rhabditidae
Gene: sru-26
Product: Serpentine Receptor, class U
Exons: 5
Coding region: 1-984 (327 amino acids)
Cellular component (GO): membrane
Source: RefSeq, marked reviewed
AUGUUCACACUUCCGCCGGUUUUAAAUUCUUCAUAUGUUGGAAUUCACGGAAAUUCGACUUUUAUUAACUUUGAAUUCUCAUUUUACACACUUCCUAUGCUUUUUCUAUUAGUUCCAAUACUUUAUAUUCCCAUAACAAUUAUCAUUAUUUUGCGGAUAUUGGUCAAAUUGUAUUAUGCCUUUAGAGAUAGAAAUAACAAUGUAUACUUGUUGAGUGCAAUUAGUAUUUCUCAGUGCAUGUGUCUUCUAUUUUUUCUCGCCGAUUUCUUAUACCUCCGUCUACCAACAUCUGGUUUGCUCACGAGUUGGUGUGCCAGUAUCGAGCCUAAUCGUUUCAUAACAAUUCUAACUAUUUUCACAUAUCAUAUCAAUUACUCCACGAUGAUUUUCCCAUUUCUUGUGUCUAUCAUGCGUCUCAUUUUGAUAAUUUCACCCAAGAAUCACAAGAAAUUUAACGGCCAGCUUCUUCGAUUUUCUAUCCCGUUCAUAUGUGUGUACCCAAUAAUUUUUACAUUUUUCAUGUUUCCAGCAAUUGGAUACUGUUCCUAUGCGGCUUAUCCAUUCCCGUUUGGUGCAAUCAUUUUUAGAAUUGAACGAACUUUUUUUGGGUUAGUCAACAAUUUCUCCCUACUAUUCAACACUUUAUUCUGGAUGACAUGUUGUAUUAUAACCAACUUUAUAUUAUUAUUGUUGCUCAUAAAAUCAAGAUGCUUAUUGAAUGCUCAAACAAGAUCGAUGCAUUCAUAUAAAGUGGAAGUCUCACUCAGUCUCACAACAUUUUCAAUGAUAUUCUCAUAUCUUUCAAAUGCGAUGAUUGUGAUAUGCAGUUUCUUCUUCUGGAACUACACAUCGUUGGCCAUUAUGCUUCGCCCAUUUGGUAAUGAUUUGGAUACUUGCGUUGCACCUUGGGUCUUCUAUCUAACUCAUCCGGUUUUUCGGAAGAAAGUUGUUCAGAGAAUAUUUAUUUUUAGGCCUGACUCAUGA